AUGAAAAGGAGCCGCAUUCAGUUUGAAGCCAAUGGCCAGACGUCGCCAGCCUCUCCCCAGGGCGCAUACCCGCAUACCGCUCCCGAUGAAGACCUGAGACAGCAACAAAAUUCGAAACACAUUCCGAAGAUAUCGCGGCGGAUUCGUGCCUGUACGAACUGCAAAAACCACAAAGUACGCUGUGAUAAGGAGGGGGAGACGCCGUGUCAAAGAUGUCGUCGCAUGGGCUUGGACUGCGUUGUCAAUAAGAGUCUCCAGACCUUGUUGGACGAUGAAACAGAAUGGAAGACGGCGAUUGAGCUUGCCAUGACGGAGCUGCUCCGUAAGGCUCAAUUACCGGACCUGUCAUACUACCAUGCCAUCAACAAAUCAUUAACGGAGACACCGUCGAAAAGAAGAGAUCGUAAAGGGUCGACGGCGUCGACGGACGAUACUGGCAAUGCGACGGCCCACGACCGACGACCAGGUUCGACAAGCUCCAACGUGGACUCUGUCUCGGCGGGGCCGAACUCGUCGUCAAACUAUACCUUUCAACAACAACAUGCGCAAUACUCGUUGGACCGAGAAGAAAACGGGACAUCUUCCUUGAUUACAGCGCCGAUGGGGAGCCUGUAUGAAGUGACUCGGCUGAGCGAUAUCCCUCCAAGUUCCCCGAGUCGUCAGCAUGCUCCCGACCGGGCACUCAUUACCGAUUUCAUAUCACGAGGAGUAGUAGAGCUUCGAGAAGCGGAAGAGUUGUUUCACCAUUUUGAUCAGGUGCUUAGUCGCUAUCUGUGGGAUGGCAUUACGCUGGUGCACAAGGACCUCACAUCUGUGCGGAAUUCGUCCUCGAUGCUUUCCGCGGCCAUUCUUGCUGUGUCGGCGCUCCAUCUGCCUAACAAAGAAAAGACGUUUGAUAUCUCCUAUAUGGAAUUUGCGAAACUUGCUUCGGAAUCGAUGCUUGAUAGGCAUCAUACCCUGGAUGAUUUGCGCGCACUAUGCAUCGGGGCAUUCUGGCUUGCAGACGUUAGCUGGAAGCUUUCAGGGUAUGCAGUCCGCAUUGCGACUGAGAGAAAUCUCCAUCAAUGCUAUCGCAAGGCCAUGCAAGGAUCCCCAGAGCAUACAGAACAAGUCAGGCUAUGGUAUCUUCUCUACACCUUGGAGCACCAUUUCUCCAUUGCGUACGGAAGACCACCCAUCAUUCACGAAGACCCGAGUAUCACGAAUCAUAAUACGUUCACGCUAUCGCCGACCGUGCAGCAGUCCGAUCUGCGCUUGCACAGCCAAGUCGACCUCUUUAUCAUCCUCACUCGGAUCUAUCACGCUUUUGGUCCCGACGUUGAUCUGGAGGUUCCGGAGAGUGAGUUUUCGACGAUCAACAAGUUUGACUCUGACCUUGGUGAAUGGCGGUCUGCAUGGCUGCCCCGUUUAGCCGGUAGUCGAUAUGUUGGCACAUACCCUUACAAAGCUGUCUAUCUGCAUUAUCACUUUUCCCGCUUGCAACUGAAUUCCGUCGCUCUGCGGACCUAUCACUCCUCGAAUUCGUCGCGACCAAUGUCUAUCGAACGCAAGAAACAUGCCAAUCUGGCCAUCGAAUCUGCCGUCGAAACGCUUCUGGUGGUCCUUGAUGAACCUGAUAUACAACGAGCUUUGAUUGGCGUUCCUCUCUAUCUUCACAGCAUGAUCACCUUUGCCGCUGUCUUUCUUCUCAAAAUCGCAGCAAAGUGCUGCUCUGGCACUAUACCCUGCGCACAGGGCCAGCAGAACUCCAUUGCCGCCGCAGGACUGUCAAUCGAUGCGCCCUAUGUGCGUGCCUUGGUUGGUAGGAUUAUCGAGCUGAUGGUGACAUGCAGCAAGCGCGCGAGUGAGCGCCACCUUACGCACCAUAUCGCGCGUGGCUUGCGUAAAAUGCUUACAGGGCUCGAGGAAUGGGAGAAAAGGAACUCAGGAAGCCAGCAGUCCCUUGCGCAACACUCUUACGAGGCGGCCGCCUCAAUGUUCAAACCCAUAAUCAUCCCUGGAGCACAACCCCUGGGUGAGCGAGAUACUCUAUUGAACCAUCCGCCGCCCUUGCCUGGGAUGGCUCCAAUAUCGGCCGAACGAAGCAAUGGAUACGAAGCUACCGCCCUGCAUGGGAAAGCAAAGCUGGGUCUGUCUGAAGGGUCUCUCGAUCCCAUGAUGGCGGAUCUCUGGGGUUUCGACGAGGAGUAUUUUCCUACGGGAGUCUUCGACUUUUUACAGUCGCAGAUGCCUGCCUGA
Messenger RNA from Aspergillus clavatus NRRL 1, 2238 nucleotides. Its product is annotated as Zn(II)2Cys6 transcription factor. The transcript is spliced from 4 exons. The record is from RefSeq and is a predicted model, not a curated record. Gene Ontology annotation, molecular function: zinc ion binding; DNA binding; DNA-binding transcription factor activity, RNA polymerase II-specific. The coding region runs from base 1 to 2238 and encodes 745 amino acids. Lineage: Eukaryota; Fungi; Ascomycota; Eurotiomycetes; Eurotiales; Aspergillaceae. Gene Ontology annotation, biological process: DNA-templated transcription; regulation of DNA-templated transcription.